Molecule: messenger RNA, 1089 nt
Organism: Cadophora gregata
Lineage: Eukaryota; Fungi; Ascomycota; Leotiomycetes; Helotiales; Ploettnerulaceae
Exons: 4
Coding region: 1-1089 (362 amino acids)
Molecular function (GO): dioxygenase activity
Source: RefSeq, a predicted model, not a curated record
AUGGCACCUUCUGCAACGAAUCAACAUACAUACCAAGCUCAUGACCGGCCCUUGAUCAAGCCAUGGAGCCGACCAGCACCAACAACAGAGAAUCUGGAGUGGGCACCACUACAAGAACUCGCAAGGCAGCUGUACGAUGCCGUUACCAAAGUCGGAUUUUGGGUCGUCGUAAACAUCGGAAUUGAUGAUGCUCGUGUACUGAGGCAGUUCAGCAUUGGCAAUACCUUCUUCAAGGAACCGCUUGAAGAGAAGCGUACUGUUCCAUAUAAGUUUGCGGAAGGAGAGUAUUUCGGUUAUCGCGAGAACUCGAGAUGGGUUGGUCAUACGGGAGUGAAGGAGAAUAUUGAGAUGUUAAUCAUCCCAAAAGCAAUACCCGAGCUUGCAAACGAACCAAAACACAAGAUCGUAAAAGAUCAUUAUGACGAAAUUCCCAGCUUCUAUCGCGAGGUCUGGGAGAAGGGAGUCCGCAAGCUGUUCGUUCUGAUCUCAAUCAUUCUCGAACUACCUGAGAACUAUCUCGUCGACGCCCAUGCCUACGAUGAGUUGUCAGAUGACCAUCUGCGAUACAUGAUAUACAAUGUCCGAACUCAGAAAGAAUGGGAUCUUGCUCAGGCUUACUCCAAAGGAGGUCACACCGAUUUUGGAAGUUUGACUUUACCUUUCUCGCAGCAUGUUGCGGGCUUACAGAUUCGGACGCCGGAAGGAGAGUGGAAGUAUGUGAAACAUGUUGAUGGGGGCAUUACUUGUAAUGCAGCGGACACUCUGUCGUUCUUGACGAAAGGGUUCGUCAAGUCCACGAUCCAUCGUGUUGUCACGCCGCCGUCUGAUCAAAUCAACAUUCCGCGUCUGGGCCUGCUUUACUUCAGUCGGCCAGGUGAAAACAUACCGAUGAAAGCCGUACCAUCACCACUACUUUAUCCUCUUGGUCUUCUUACUGCUGAAGAUAAAGAUCCUAAUCAGCCGGUAGUGACGAGUACGGAGUAUGUGAGAGCAAGAGUGAAGGAUGUCCAUCAUAAGACGGUCAUUGAUAAGCGAGAAGGCACUUCUUUCGAGUUCAAGGGCCUGAAGGUUGCGAAUCAUUAUGAUUAG